AUGCCGCCAGGUGUCAGAGGAAAAGGAAAAGGUCCUAUGAGGGGAGGACCAUCUAGUCACGCAGGACCUUCACACAGACGCACGCCAUCAGCGUCAUUUAGCACCUCCGAUUCAAAUGAUGAUUGGAGGCAAUCUUUACAACCCAUGAGGCGAUCCGUCUCACUAAGUACAUCACCCUCAUAUCACCCUUCCUUUGGGCCGCCUAUACAAGACGAGCCCCAACAUUCUCACCAUUCUCACCACUCACAUCACUCGCUACACUCACAUUCAUUUCACCAUUCUGAUUCUCACCAUUCUUAUUCACCGGGUCAAUUUAACCCAAAUGAUUAUAUCAAUGAACCACCGGGUUAUAACUCGUUGGGCCCCGAAGAUCAUUUCUCGCAGGACAUGGAUAUGGAUAGUGAUCCAGAUCCAACAAUGCCACCAACUGGGACGCCUACGCAUCCCAUCAGGAUUUCCAGCGGUUCUUCAUAUGCAGGAUCGCCAUACCAAGGCCCCGAUUCAUGGGACGAAAGGUGGAACACCUAUAAGUGGGAAUACACCCCUUCUUUUCAUAACUCUCCACCACAGCCUCCAAUGGAGGAACCACACUUUCAGGCGGUAACUCCAUCACCAUUGCCAGUUGAGGAACCACCUCAACAACCACUACAACCACCUCCUGAGCCACCAAGGCGGAGGAGGAACGCACGGAUGUCCGUGCGAGGGGGACCGAGAUUCAGUUCCCGACAAGCUACAAGCACUUAA
This is a messenger RNA of Helianthus annuus (common sunflower), 744 nucleotides long. Its product is annotated as protein hunchback-like. The record is from RefSeq and is a predicted model, not a curated record. NCBI's taxonomy places the organism in Eukaryota, Viridiplantae, Streptophyta, Magnoliopsida, Asterales, Asteraceae. Bases 1 to 744 code for a protein of 247 amino acids. The transcript has a single exon.